This is a messenger RNA of Paramacrobiotus metropolitanus, 1074 nucleotides long. RefSeq lists its product as uncharacterized. Bases 1 to 1074 code for a protein of 357 amino acids. The record is from RefSeq and is a predicted model, not a curated record. The transcript has a single exon. NCBI's taxonomy places the organism in Eukaryota, Metazoa, Tardigrada, Eutardigrada, Parachela, Macrobiotidae.
AUGAAGAAAUCCACUCUAUACCUUUUGUACUACAAAAAAUAUAUUUCGCUGAAAUUAUUCGUGAUUCUGCGUCGGCGCUUGAUAAGAAACGGAAGGCGAGUAGAGCAGCGUGAUAACUGGACCGAAAGAGCUUUUCGUCUAGAGAACUGCAGCGAGAAAGAGUGUUGGGAUUAUUUUCGAUUCAGAAAGGACGAUAUCCCCACUUUGCGUGUAUGCCUUAAAAUUCCAGAUUCGGUUGUGACAGCAACAGGAGACCAUGCGUCUGGUAUAGAAGCUCUGUGCAUACUACUCCGACGUCUGGCAUAUCCUAACAGAUGGAUUGAUUUAAGAAAGCUGUUUGGUCGUUCUCACGGGUCCCUGUCAAGAAUAUUUUAUGCCACUUUGAAUAUUGUUGAUAUCCAAUGGAAAAAUCAUCUAUCAACAUGGGAUCACGACUGGCUAUCAGAAGAUUUUUUUGCGUUGUACGCGACUGCAAUUGCGGGGAAAGGAGGAGUCAUCCCUAAUGUUUUCGGGUUUAUUGAUGGUACAGCACGCCCCAUCUGCCGUCCUUCGGUGAAUCAAGAAAUCAUGUACAGUGGACACAAGCGAUUUCACUGUACAAAAUGGCAAUCUGUUGUGCUCCCCAACGGUUUAAUCUGCAGUCUAAGUGGAAGUCAGCCCGGCACGAUGCAUGACAGCCGCAUGUUUAGGGAAAGCGGGCUUUUAGAGCAGCUGGAGAAGAAGCAGAAAACUUAUCAGCGAAAGUUUAUACUCUACGGAGAUCAAGGUUACGGAAACAACGCGUUCUUGCGGAAGCCGUUCUCGAAGCUGGAAGUACGUACUAACCUCCUGAAGCGCAUGCAGAACAAUGCGAUGAAAACAGUACGCGAAAGUGUUGAAUGGGGAUUCAAAGAAGUCGUUGCAAAAUUUGCGUUUGUUGACUUUAAAAAGCAGAUGGCGCUAUUACAGAAGCCAAUUAACAAGAUGUCUAGAGUAGCUGUUUUACUAACUAACUGUAUAAACUGCAUGUAUCCUAACGAAGCAAGUCAGUUUUUUGAUACGGAACCACCUACGCUGCAGGAAUAUUUGCAAUAA